UGCUAUCUCUGUUUCUCUCUGUUUUACGUUUCCAAGUUUUCAGAUUAUGAUUUUCACCUCUUUUGCUAAUUUCUUAAAAGCUAAGAAAUCAAAGUAAGAAAAACGACGAAACCCUAAUUGGAUCGUACUCGAAAUCCCGCUAUUAAAAUCCCAAAAUCGAUCGGAAUUCAUCAACAAUUGUGAAUUGCCAUUUGUUUUCAAUCAAAGCGAACAGAUCAAUCUUGAACUCUUCAAAUUCAAUCGGAUUAAAUUUAAUUUGUAAUUUUUUUCCAUAUCAAUUGUUCGAAAUGGAUUCCAGCAAGCGAGCGGUGGAAUCGUAUAGGAGAUCACGGAUGAUCGAAGCGGCAACCUCGGAUGAAGACAAAGUAACUCCCGUUUAUAAGUUAGAUGAGAUCAGCGAGCUCUUGAGAUCGUCGCAUGUUAGUAUCGUGAAAGAGGUCUCCGAGUUUGUCUUGAAACGACUCGAUCAUAAAAGCCCCAUCGUCAAGCAAAAGACUUUGAGGCUGAUAAAAUAUGUCGUGGGAAAGUGUGGUGCGGAGUUUAGGAGAGAGAUGCAGAGGAACUCAGUGGCCAUUCGUCAGUUAUUUCAUUACAAAGGGGAACCGGAUCCUUUGAAGGGGGAUGCACUCAAUAAAGCUGUACGGGACACUGCUCAUGAGGUUAUUUCUGCUGUAUUUGCCGAGGAAAAUAAUAUCAGUAAGCCUUCGCCUUCAGAUGACCUUAACAAACGAAUUCAAGGAUUUGGGAACACAAACUUCGAAUUGCCAUCAGAUGAUAAGAAAUCAUUUCUCAGUGAGAUUGUUGGUAUUGGAUGUGCAACUUUCAAGCAGGGAAUUAGUAAUUUAACUCAGAGUCAUUCGUUGAGAAAGAAUGAUAACAGAAAUUACAAGGGUCCUACGCUUCGAAGGUCCUUGACUACAGAAAUUGACAAUUCUGAUAGGUAUGAACCAGUUGUAUUGCCCAAUGAUACUCAAGGGGUUUCCAAGAAUACUGCUAGUGGGCCUUGGGGGCAGGAUGUAAGAGAAUUCAAGGCAGAAACAAAAAAUGGGGAAUCGAGCUCAAAUUAUUCAGAGACUAAAACUCGUGUAGAGAGAUUGUUGGAAACCAUAGUGACAUCUGGUGGUGUUCGCCUACAGCCUACUCGAGAUGCCAUUCAAGCUUUCUUUCUGGAAGCUGCGAAGCUUGAUGCAUCGGCUUUAAGUCAUGCGCUUGAAUCUAAGCUUCAAUCGCUAAUAUGGCAGGUUCAAUUGAAAGCUAUGUGCGUGCUUGAGUCCAUUUUGAGGAAAAAGGAAGAUGAUCAUUUUCUAGUUGUGGCUUCUUAUUUUACUGAGAACAUAGAUGUUGUUUCAAGAUGUUCUGAGUCUCCCCAGACUUCUUUAAGAGAAAAGGCUAACAAGGUGUUGAACCUUUUGAAUAGGGAACAGAGCGGUGGUUUGGCAAUUCAUUCAGAAAAGUCUUUGAAGGCAGAGAUGACACCAGUUCAAAUGCCUGACCUGAUAGACACUGGUGAUCAGGAUGAUUACAAUGGACUAGGUAACUCCACAAAAAACCAACAUGAUCAAAAGAAUGCUAAUCCAACAGCAAAGCCACUUUUUGAUGACUUAUUUGGAGUUGGCCUGGAUGCUGGUCUCAGCACCAUGGAACAGGAAAUUGAUGACGAUUCCUUUGCAGAUGUAUCAUUUCACACUGAUGAGGGUAGAGAAAAUGCGGAUGAUCUCUUCUCUGGGAUAACUAUAAAUGAAAAAUCAGUUAUCGAAGAUAAUUAUAUGGCUGCAAAUAAAAAUUCUGAAGUAAUUGAUAUCUUUGGAAUCACUUCUAAAGCUCUGCCAGAGAAUCAAAAUAAUGAUGGUGGUGUAAUGGCUGACUUGUCGGUGAAUGAGAAUUCAUCUAAUUUGAAGCAGAAAGAAAUCUCUUCUGAGGCACACCCUGAAAAUCUAUUUUCCAAUAUCAACAAUCAUUCUAGCAGUCAAGCUUCUAAUGAUGCUUUGAGUGGUAUCCAUGGUUCUCGAGCCUCUGGGAUGAAUGCAAAUAUGAUGUUUCCUUUAGGGACCAUGCCUUAUACAGUUCAGCCUGGAAUAAUGAUGAACCCCGCCUUUUCUUCUCAACCUAUGAAUUAUGGUGCUAUGGGGAGUUUCUUUGCUCAGCAGCAAUUAGUUGCAACAAUGUCUAACUUACAACACUUCGGUAAUUAUAAUGCAAAAAACGCUGGCAUCAAUAAUGUUUCCAGUGGAUCUAAUGGAGGAUCACCUCUUCCUGAUAUAUUCCAAUCGAAUUUUACAACUCAAAUGCCUAGUUCAAUGAUAAACGGCUCAAUGAAAGAGGAGACCAGAGCAUUUGAUUUUAUUUCGGACCAUCUUGCAGCUGCUCAUGAUCCAAAAAGGACGGUUUAAG
Hibiscus syriacus is the source of this 2391-nucleotide messenger RNA. Its product is annotated as protein MODIFIED TRANSPORT TO THE VACUOLE 1-like. Bases 288 to 2390 code for a protein of 700 amino acids. NCBI's taxonomy places the organism in Eukaryota, Viridiplantae, Streptophyta, Magnoliopsida, Malvales, Malvaceae. Gene Ontology annotation, molecular function: phosphatidylinositol binding; ubiquitin binding. The record is from RefSeq and is a predicted model, not a curated record. Gene Ontology annotation, cellular component: trans-Golgi network membrane. The transcript has 5 exons.